Messenger RNA from Gigantopelta aegis, 840 nucleotides. Its product is annotated as nuclear matrix constituent protein 1-like. The transcript is spliced from 8 exons. Lineage: Eukaryota; Metazoa; Mollusca; Gastropoda; Neomphalida; Peltospiridae. The coding region runs from base 24 to 794 and encodes 256 amino acids. The record is from RefSeq and is a predicted model, not a curated record.
CAUUUAGCAGACGAUUAUGAGAUAUGUCAUUCGUAACCAAAGUUAAUGGAUCUCGCAAUCCAGAGCUACUAAUUGAAGCUUUUGACACCUGGAACAGUCAUUAUCAAGCAGUCGUCAAAGAAAAAUCUCUUCUUGCUGAGGAUUUAAGACAAGAAAAACAUGAAAAAGAAAGAUUAUUAAAAUCAAAUGAAAAGUUUCAAAAUGAAACGCACGAAAUGCAUAAAAUGAUUAAAAAGUUCCACCAACAGCUUAGUAGGUUGGCAGACAUGGAAGAUCAAAACAGAACUCUGAAAUCUGAAGUUAAAAUAAGAGAAGAAAAUAUACAAAAACUGAAUCAAAAAAUACAGGAAAAUGAGCUCAGUCACAACAAAGAACAAGGUGAUCUGAAAAGAAGUCUGGAACAAAAUUAUGAAAAUAUGAAAACACAGAUUAAAACAGAAUAUGAAUCUGAAAAAUGUCUUCUUAAAAAACAACUGGCGGACAAAGAAAAUUAUAUAUCAGAAUUAGAAAACAAAAUAAAUGAAGUACAGAAGCUUAAAGAAUCUGAACUGACCAAAAUGUCAAUAGAAUAUGAAAAUAAACUGAUUCGACUACAGCGGCAGAAGGUCCAAACACAACAUAACCCACAAAACACAGCCAGUAAUGAAAUAUUCCGCAAGAAACUGCAACACAUGAAAUGUGAAUAUGAACAGGAGAUCAAUUCACUGAAACGGACAAUCUCAAGUCUACAAGACAGAUUAUCAUUCAAUACACCUGGACAAACACUUUCUAUUGGAAGAAAACGAAAACUCUGACCAGCAAAUUAUGAAAUUUAUUAAAAAUAAAAUGUAGUAAAACAUG